AUGUCAUCUCCAACUACGCCGUCGUAUUGGUGCUAUAGAUGCAGCCGUUUCGUUCAGGUUUGGAGACAGGACUCGGUUAGUUGCCCAGAAUGUGAAUCCGGGUUCAUUGAAGAAAUCGAAAACCCACCUCACGUGAUUCAAACUGAAACAUCACGUGACCGACAGCGCAGGUUUUCUCCCGCUGCCGGAACCAUGUUCAUGAUCGGUAACCGCUCAAACCCUCAUCGCCGGAACCGCCGCGGUGGCGCCGCCGGUAGCGGAGACCGGUCCCCGAUUAAUCCAGUGAUCGUGCUUCGUGGUGGGCCUGGAGGAGCGGUGGAGGACGUAGUGGGAGAUGACGGUGGUCGUAGCGGUGGUGGGUUUGAGCUUUAUUAUGACGAUGGCGGUGGGUCCGGGUUGAGGCCGUUGCCGCCGAGUAUGUCGGAGUUUUUAUUGGGAUCAGGGUUUGAGAGAUUGUUGGAUCAGUUAUCACAGAUUGAAAUAAAUGGAGGGUUUGGUAGGUAUGAGAAUCAGCGUCCACCGGCGUCAAAAUCGGCGAUUGAAUCGAUGCCUACGGUAAUUAUCGAUGAAUCUCAUAUUUUCACUGAAUUGCAUUGUGCUGUUUGUAAAGAUGCUUUUGAAUUAGAAUCCGAAGCACGAGAGAUGCCAUGUAAACAUAUUUAUCAUAAUGAUUGUAUACUUCCUUGGUUAUCUAUUCGUAAUUCUUGUCCUGUUUGUCGACAUGAAUUGCCUUCCGGUGAUGAUGAUGGUGAGGAUGGUAAUAAUGGGAUUGAGAGUCCGUUGCCUGACGCAGCGAAUGGACAGGGAAAUAAUGAGGAGGAGGCAGUUGGAUUGACGAUUUGGAGAUUACCGGGAGGAGGGUAUGCAGUGGGGAGGUUUACAGGGGCGAGGAGGGGAGAAAGAGAGUUGCCUGUGGUUUAUACAGAGAUGGAUGGUGCGUUUAACAACGGUGGAUUGCCGAGGAGGAUAUCUUGGGGGUCUAGAGGGGGUGGAAGAAGGGAGAAUAGUGGCGGGGGUAAUGGUGGUGGAAAUGGUGGUAAUAGAGGGUUUGGUUUGGGGAGAGUUUUUAGGCAUUGGUUUGCUUGUUUUGGCGUGGGGCAGAGUUCAAGUUCCGAUCCCAGAGCCACGGGGAGGAAUAGGCCUUAUUCGGUUUUUAGUAGUUCCUCUUCGAUGAGGAGAAGGGGUUGGGGUGCAGAGAUUAAUAGUGCAAGGAGACGGUGA
Molecule: messenger RNA, 1221 nt
Organism: Dovyalis caffra
Lineage: Eukaryota; Viridiplantae; Streptophyta; Magnoliopsida; Malpighiales; Salicaceae
Source: the annotation of a GenBank genome assembly